AUGUUCUGCAAAACGGAGUCUAUAUUCGUGUACGGCAAAGGCAACAAAACAGCUCGUUGUCGGGUCGUUCUCCUCGUAAAGCUUACCACGUGUGAUUGCCAUGUCCGUGAAUUUGCUCAAGAGGAGGAAACACUGAAAGAAAAGGGUCGGACACUCCGAAAAUUGCGAGAUGCCGACAAAGACGAAUCACGGCUCCAGAAACUAGAUGAAGAGCAAGAGGUGCUCCAGAAGAAAUACUGGUAUCAGGAAUGGGAGCUCUACAAUUGGCAAUGCGGCAUUCCCAGUGGCCCUAUAAAACUUGCCUAUGCAUCAUUAAGAAAGGAUCCGAAAUGA
This is a messenger RNA of Penicillium crustosum, 333 nucleotides long. RefSeq lists its product as uncharacterized. The record is from RefSeq and is a predicted model, not a curated record. The transcript has 2 exons. NCBI's taxonomy places the organism in Eukaryota, Fungi, Ascomycota, Eurotiomycetes, Eurotiales, Aspergillaceae. Bases 1 to 333 code for a protein of 110 amino acids.